AGGAUGUUUGAAUGGAGUUGUUACCUCAUCUCCAAUGAAUCCAAAUCAUGGAAACAAAGCCAAAAAGACUGCAGAAACAGAGGAACCCGUCUGGUGGCUGUAGAUAGCACUGAGGAGCAAGCUUUUCUCUCUGGUCUCAUUGAAGAACACACAAUGCUGUGGAUUGGUCUCGCUGACUCCAUUAAAGAAGGGACCUGGAGAUGGGUCAGUGGUGAUCCUUUGACUUUAAGUUUCUGGCAAACCCAACAGCCUGAUAACGGUGGUGGCAUUUGGCAGUUUGGAGAGGAAGACUGCGCUCAUAUCACAACAGGAACCAACUCUGAAAACAACUGGAACGACUUGUCCUGUAAGACCAGUUUGAGGUGGAUCUGUGAGACUGUCCUGGCAACAAAGUAGAGCAAAUCAUGUCUUAGUUGUAAUUCAAAAUGUCAUGUA
Messenger RNA from Periophthalmus magnuspinnatus, 435 nucleotides. Its product is annotated as C-type lectin domain family 4 member E-like. Lineage: Eukaryota; Metazoa; Chordata; Actinopteri; Gobiiformes; Gobiidae. The coding region runs from base 4 to 396 and encodes 130 amino acids. The transcript has 3 exons. The record is from RefSeq and is a predicted model, not a curated record.